This is a messenger RNA of Linum tenue, 1393 nucleotides long. NCBI's taxonomy places the organism in Eukaryota, Viridiplantae, Streptophyta, Magnoliopsida, Malpighiales, Linaceae. The record is from the annotation of a GenBank genome assembly.
AUGCUGGUUCAGAAAGUCUGUGGAGAGUCUCAAUUCUCAUCAGUUGCAACCAUAGCAUAUGAUUGGUGCAGACUCUUCUCUGAACUGGAGUUGAAGUUCAACAGUUUCCACUAUCCACUCACAAGGCGUGGAAGGAGAACUCUGCAGCCUUUCCCGUCCUCCAUCCACCUGCCGGGCUUGUCACCUUUUGCAACCAGCCACCCGUACUCCCCCAUGGUCUCCGCCUCCUGCAGGAUCGGUGGCCAGCAACUCCGAUGGCUCUAUUCACUGGUCGGGAUGUGCAUCUCCCGGGUCUAUCAUUCGGUGAUGUGCUGCACCUUCAUCAUCAGGCAGGGAGAUUCCUGGGUGGUGAUCGCUCUGCAAUACAUCCGAUUCUGCAAUGCUGAUGUAUUGGGGGAAAUGAUGAAAGGAGCUACUCCUCCGGCCCGGCAGAAUUCCACUUUCCCCUCCGGCGAACCACCGCUUCGAAUGCAUUCAAAAGAGCUCACUGAAACAAGGAUUGAAGCAACCAAUGUUUAUGUGUCACCCAAUUAUGUGACACAGCAGCAAAAGAGCCAGCAUGGUUCUGGUGGGUUUGGGUCGGGUUUCAAGCUAUGGGGAUGGUCACUCUUUUCGAUCAUCCCGUGGGCGAUCGCCUCAAACAUCAAGAUGGAAAGACCAACCACCAUAAACAGGAAGUUGAAGAGGCGGACUCAGUAUGCUCAAGUUGUGGAGGGUGGUGGUGCUGGUGGUAUUAGGGGUAACCCUUUGCGGUUCAGGCCUUAUGUGUCUAAAGUUCCAUGGCAUACUGGCCCUAGAGCCUUCCUCUCUCAGCUGUUCCCUCGUUAUGGACACUACUGUGGGCCAAACUGGUCUAGUGGGAAGGAUCAGGGUUCUCUCCUGUGGGACAAGCGGCCGAUCGAUUGGUUGGAUUACUGCUGCUACUGCCAUGAUAUGGGGUACGACACUCAUGAUCAAGCCGAGCUGUUGAAGGCGGACUUAAAGUUUCUUGAUUGUUUGGAGAGGCCAAAUAUGGUGAACAGAGGUGAUUCUCAUGUUGCACACAUUUACAGAACCAUGUCCAUCGCAGGUCUGAAAAAUAUACUUGUACCGUACAGAACGCACCUCGUGAAGUUACAAUCUGGGGUUCCUCUGAUAAAUUUUGGGUGGCUGAGCAAUGUGAACUUUAGAGGCUGGAAAUUCAGCAGAAUACAAGGUAGCCAGCAGUAGAACCCGAUGUUUUUAUCUCUACUGCGAAUAAGAUGGAGGAGAGAUGAAUGCAGCAAACCCUUUGGCGUUCCACGUUUCGGCAUCUUUAGUAGAGCUUUUAUGUAAAUAAAAUUAGUGUGUAGAUCUUGGUUGCCUGAUGACAUUUGUGGGAGUUGUAUAACGUAUGACCUUAAAAGAAAGCCUG